AUGGAAGGAAGAGUGGUCGACGGUUCUAGAUCUGACAUUAGACGGCACCCGUACUCAGCGUUUAUUAUGAUUGCGGAAUCUAACACUGCAUUUAUCUGUGGAUCUUCUAUUGUGAAUCAAAAGUUGCUGCUAACUGCUGCACAUUGCUUCGACGAUCUAAAUGAAAAUUCCGUCGGAACGGCUAGUGUCGGUCAUACGGACAAACGUAAAGGAUUCGUUAUCAACAUGUCAACUGUAAAGAUACAUCCUCAUUACAAUCCAAUAAAAAUAGUCAACGAUAUUGCGUUAGUUGGUUUAGUACAAGCUCUUAAAUUUAGUGACACAGUUAAAAGAGUCGCUCUCGCUCAUGAUAAUCCACCUAAAAAUACUAUCGCCGUGCUUGCAGGGUGGGGAAUAGUUAACGAAAAACCAAUCAAAUCCACAAACGUAUUGCACGAAACUGAACAAAAAGUUUGGACACGCCAGGAUUGUAUGAAUUUUAUGAAAAAAAUACCAUUGGGAACAUUUUGCGGUGGAGAAGUGGCAUAUGGUGGAUAUGCGGCUCUAGGUGACUCUGGUAGCCCUCUCGUAGUAAAUAACUUCCUACAGAUUGGUUUGGUAUCCUUCAAGAAGCUUCAUAUAUCAACAAGUGUCAUCAUAUACACUGAUGUCUCGUACUUUUAUGACUGGAUCGUUGAAAAUGCUCGGUUGUUAAACUCAAGUUUGGAAGGACGGAUAGUAAGUGGUUAUCAAGUGGAAAUCAAUCGAUAUCCACAUUCAGUAUUUUUAAAUUUCCGUAACAACAAUCCAAAGGCAUGUGGCUCCUCUCUUAUUACGAAUCAGGCUAUCAUCACUGCUGCUCAUUGUUUGGAUGAGCUCGAGUACCUCAAAGGCGAAAUAACAGCCUACUUUGGAUCGAGUGUACCACAAUACUCUAAGUUGAGAAGGCACGUUAUAGCUUACCGUGUUCAUCCAAAAUAUGAUAGAGAAAAGGGGAGACAUAAUUUAGGUAUAGCUUUAUUAAAUGAAAGAGUGCCUUUGAAUUGCAAUGUACAGAAAAUUCCAAUUGCUGUUAACUUUCCAACGCCGAAUGAUAUUUUAUUUACUAGCGGCUGGGGUAAGCAAGAUCGUAAAAAGUUCCCUGACCCUAGCGGCUAUCGACCUUUGAAGGCAUCUAAACAUAUUUUAAUAACUACGCACGAGUGUGAAAAGUACCACAAUUACCGCAUGUCUCCGGCGUACCUGUGUACUAAAUCUCUUAAUGGAUAUCAUUAUCACGGAGACGCGGGAAAUGGACUGGUAACUAAGAACGCCUUUCUAGUUGGCGUAGUUUCUUACGUGGUCAACGAUAUUACCGUCUACUCGGACGUGACGCGCCAACAUGAAUGGAUUGAGGAAUCGAUCAGAUCACUUAUGGACGAUUGCAAGCGUUGA
Messenger RNA from Melitaea cinxia (Glanville fritillary), 1413 nucleotides. Its product is annotated as transmembrane protease serine 11D-like. Gene Ontology annotation, molecular function: serine-type endopeptidase activity. The transcript has 6 exons. The coding region runs from base 1 to 1413 and encodes 470 amino acids. The record is from RefSeq and is a predicted model, not a curated record. Lineage: Eukaryota; Metazoa; Arthropoda; Insecta; Lepidoptera; Nymphalidae. Gene Ontology annotation, biological process: proteolysis.